Molecule: messenger RNA, 225 nt
Organism: Fusarium coffeatum
Lineage: Eukaryota; Fungi; Ascomycota; Sordariomycetes; Hypocreales; Nectriaceae
Exons: 4
Coding region: 1-225 (74 amino acids)
Source: RefSeq, a predicted model, not a curated record
AUGGGUAACGGUGCCAAGGCUCAACAGAAGCGCGAGCGCGCUGCUAAGGACAAGACCUCUGCCAAGUCGCAGCUCAAGGUGAACGAGAAGGCUUGCGACAUCCAGUGCCAGAUCUGCAAAUCUACCUUCCUCAAGACCACAAAGGCCCCUGCUCUGAAAGAGCACGCCGAGAACAAGCACCCCAAGAACGCCAUCAAGGAGUGCUUCCCUACCUACGAGGGUUGA